Capronia coronata CBS 617.96 is the source of this 1761-nucleotide messenger RNA. RefSeq lists its product as uncharacterized. The coding region runs from base 1 to 1761 and encodes 586 amino acids. The transcript has 4 exons. The record is from RefSeq and is a predicted model, not a curated record. NCBI's taxonomy places the organism in Eukaryota, Fungi, Ascomycota, Eurotiomycetes, Chaetothyriales, Herpotrichiellaceae.
AUGGACGACUCAGACUCCUCAUCCUUGUCCUCCGUCCCAUCUUCCGACGACGAAGAGAUGGUGCAGCGAAUGACGAAACCCACGGGGUUGAAUCGGUAUUUCAAGCCUGCGCCGAAAGAACCCACGCCCGAGCCCCCCAAACGCGCGCCUUCGCCUCCUCACGAUUACACGCUGGCAGACAAUGAUGCUAUAGCCUUUAUUGUUAUGUUCCGGAGUCGAUUCCACGACGCGUUUCCCAAAUCCCUGCCGCAUUAUGGCCCGCAGGAUAUCGAAAGAGGGGUCUCGGGUGAUUUGCCUGCUGAACAAGUCGAGAGACUCUUGUGCGCACUCUUGGGGUUGGUGUUGAACAGAAAGAAGGACGUCGAACGAGGACACUAUGGCCGAGCACUUGAAGAUGCAGUCUCAGCAAACAACCAUCAAUGGCCAGCUGCGUGGAACGGGGGCAAUCCAUUACACGGCGGCAAGAAUUUCAACAAUAUGACACCAGAGGAACGGUUGAACCUACUCAAGGCCCUGGUUUUAUGGUCGCUUAAUUCGUCCGAGGCGGUACAAGGCCUCAUCAAGGAAUCGUACAAACAGACUCGACGCGACGACGAUCGCAAUCAGCCGCGCAGCGUUCAGCCUUGGUUUACAGACCAGUAUCGCCGGAAAUACUGGCUUAUUGAAGGAUUGGAAGAUUCGCAUUUCCGGAUAUACAGAGAGAAUGAUGGCAGAACUGCAAAGACCAACACCUGGUUCAGCGUUGCUGGUUCGAUUGAAGAUGUCAAGGCAUUGGCAGACAAAUUCGGCGAGGAGCACACCUCGAACUCCAAAUUGAUCGCUGACAAGUUGCGCUCGGCAAUCCCUAGAUUUGAGGCCGGUGAAGAGAAACGCAGACGCCGCGACUACCGCCUGGCCCGCAAAGCCGCAUUCUCACGGCCUGAUCCCGGUUUCUCCAUGUAUGAGGGACGGACUCGAGGGAAGAGACUGAGAUACACGUUCUCCGACGACGAGGAUGGGUCUGAUGGACUUUCCAGUCGACGCUCCGCUCGAAAUUCCGGAGUUUCCACCCCUCCGGAUGCGGGACCGACAGUCACUGCAAGCGGUAGGCAAGUGAAAUCCCGCUUGGGCGGGAUAUACGGAGAGACCAUGCUUGUGGACCAACGCAAGGAAAUUGAAAAGACUACAGGCGAGGGUCACUUUACAGAAACCAGCGAAGACAUGCCUGCCACAGUCCCGACUGGACGGGGGGUAAAAACCUCGCGAUCCGGACGACCAGUCAAGGCCACAAGAAAGGCUUACACCGACGGCGCGGACUCGGACAGCGACGAGGCUCAAUCAUCCGGAAAGGAAUGGAGCGGAAAUGAGGACGAGCCGGAGGAUUCCGAGCCAGAUUUUGAUGCCGAGGAUGAGGACGAAGAAAUGAGCGACCACGGACUCGACCGGGACGAGUUGGGCGAGGACGACAAUACCCAGGACAGUCUGGUGGUGCAAUUGAGGUAUCGAAAGGGUCAAGAGCCGCCUGGGAAGACCGAACAGAAACCACCACCUCCUCAAGCAGUCACGAAUGGUGUUUCAAGUGUCAGCAACGGAUUGGCGCCGGUCCAAGAUGCUGGCAAAAGCGAGCCGGUCAUGAUGGACACCAUUGAUGUGGCGUCUCCUGUCAGAGCGGCGAGCAAUGGAGUUCCCAGUAUGACGAAUGGGGUCAAAGAAGAGGAGAACAAGCCCGAAUCACUUGCUCAACCGCCAGCGCAAACGACAGCACAGGCCAUGGAGGUAUAG